ACAGCUGUCUCUUGAAGGUCAUCACUGCCAGAAAUGGAACAUGAAGCUGACGGUCUGCUUUGGAGACACAAAGGUCGUAGUUCCUUGUGGUUCAGGGAACUUAACGGUUAGAGACUUGACUCUCAGUGGUUUAAGGAGGGUUAGGCAUACUUUACCGAAGCUCGGACCACAGGAUCGCAUUGUCGUCCACAGCAUCAAUGUUGCUAGAGAUGGUGGUAUGCUUGAUUGGGAUGAUUUGGUCUGCGAUGUGGUAGACGAUCGUGAAAUGGUUACUGCUCACUUUUCGGUCGCCACCUUAUCAAACAAUAUCAAGGAUUCUUGUCCAAAUCGACCCUCAACUGCCCUUGAUUCUAUAUUUCAAUCGCUUUCCACACCCUUAGUUGUCGAUUUAUGUUCUGAUAGUGCUAUCGAGCCUUCAUUUCAUAGUCCCAUCCAGUCUAGCGGGGCUAGUGAAUUUAGAGAUAGUGGAUUGAAUCUCGCACCUCCUUGUGGAAUUGGAUUAAGACAAACUGACAUCAAUGGUCAUAUCGCAGACAGGCUUCUGCGUAUCGGAGAUGGAAGUACAAGCAGUAGUAACUUAAGUUUAAAUCUAAGUAAUGAUAGCUGUGGAUUGCAUCAACCAAAUGGAGCGCAUACAUCUCAGUUCCCUGGUGAUAUCCACGAAUGGCUUCUGAAUGAGUCUUCCCAUGAUUCUAAUGCAGCGCUGCAUCCCAACAUUAAAGUGAAUUGUGUUUCAGAAGUAUCCUCUUCUGGCAAUAAAGAGAAAUGUUUUACAACCUCCUCAGCUUCUCAGUCACCACCUACUUGCUUCAAUACAAUAUCAAGUACUUGUGAACGACUGAAAAGUUCUCCGGUUUCGUGCAAUAAAUCCUGUCCGAAUAGUAUCACCAUAAAUGAUACAGCAAUUUCAAAGCAUUGUCAAAGAACACUUUCACCGAAUGUCUUUGAAAUGCUCUCAAAUGUCUUAUCUCGCCGUCGUGAUCUUAUUGAGUCUGGUUGGGAUUCUGAUGAUGAAGAUGAAGAUGCAUUUGAUCCUGAUGGAGGCUAUUCAUACGAUUGCCAAGUAGGUGAACAGCAGAAUGAAUUUGUGUCAUUACCCAAUGGUAAUACUAUCCUUCACUCAGAUACCAUAAACAAUAAUUCAGAUAUAUUACCUAAUUCUUUACCUGGAGGAAACCACUGUUGUUUAGAUGUCACAGAAAGUAAUAGUCACCAUGAAAAUACUAACGAUAACUUUUCGGUGACUCUUACACCAAGCGGAACUUGUGAUAGACCAAGUAAUCACCCUGUUUUAUCAACUGCAGAUAUUUGGCCUCUCCCACCUCCACCUUUUACUGCUUCCGAUGUUCCACAUGUUAAUAUUCCUACUAAUCUCCCAUGUAGAAUACAUUCUCCAGAAGACGAAUAUCAUAUAGGUAUAAAUACUGAACGACUGAUACGUGCAGUUCAAAGUCAUAAUUCAUUUUCAAGUUCGAAUGGUUCCGACCGAUUUUGCACAACUUCAGACAUAGUGUCUAAUUCAUUAGUCAGUCAGUCAGAACUCCGAAAUCCCCUCAGUUAUUCUCAGCCUAAUUUGGUCACACAGUAUGACGAUUCUAUUCGACAACAAAAUAUGCAACAUUUAUCGAAUACUCAUAUAGCAGAAAAUAAUAUGGUUAGUAAUUCAUUACAUCAGUCGAGACCGGACCAUGUACAGUCUCAAUACUCACACACAUGUAAUGUCAACUCAACAAAAUCUCUUGUUAUAACAAGUCGUCCUAUUGGCGGUCUCUCCUAUUCCCGAACAACAACACGUUUAGGAACAGCAUUUCAAAGCAAUUUAACUGUUCCAACUAUAGUUGAAGAAGAAGAAGAAUAUUCGGUAGAUUCUGAAAGACAACUUCCGAAUUUGCCGGAAUAUGAAACAGAACACCAAUUUAUCGACAUGUUAAAGUCUAGAACUAAUCCUCUACUUAAUAAUAAUAUUGAUAUUAAUGAAGCAAAUGAAGAAGAUUAUCCACUUCUACGUAAAGAUUAUGUUUUGGAAAAAGAUCAAACAUCUGUCCAAAAAUGCGGUGUACUACAUGUGAAUACAAUUAAUAAUGAUAAAUGUAAUCCUAGUUCAAAUGAAUUACACUUGUCUAAUCUUCAAUUUCAUUCAAAUGAUAAUCCAUUAAUAACAAAUAACCAUUCUAUUCGUGGUCUACCUAAACCGGAUGUAAUUCGUUGGCUUGAAAAUACUCGUGAUGCUACUAUGAGUAAUAAUUGUCAAGUUAUAAGUAAAUCUGGUUUAUCACAUCUUUCAUCAUCUGCAUCAUUAAAUCAAUCAGAUUUCAAUACAGAUGAUCAUCAACCAAUUAAUGAAGUACCUGAAAAAAUAUCUUUGAAUAUCAUUGAAUCACCUUCAGUGAAUAAAUCUCAGGAAUCAAUAAAUAGUAAAGACUCAGUAGUGACAAUUCGUCUGAUAAAUACUAAACGUGGUGAAAAUUUAGGUAUACAAAUCAAACCUGUCUUUUCGGAUGUCUUUAACUCUAACAAUGAUAAUUGUUCAGAUAAUAAUGGCGGAUCAAGAAUUGAAUGUGGUCUUGAAGUUCAUUGUAUUUUACCGAAUGGGCGUGUAGCACGUGAGCAAUGUUUAUCUGUUGGAGAUCGGAUUUUAAGUAUUAAUGGAAUUUCAUUAAGCGGUAUACCAUUUGAAAAGGGUCGUGAUAUAUUUCAAGAGGCAUUAAAUGAACCAGAAAUAAUACUUCGUGUACUUCCUCAUUCAGCCUACCAAUACAGUUCUUCACUAUCUAUACAAAACAUUGAUAAAAUAAACAGGACAACUACAGAGAAAUCAGAGAAACCUUCAUGUGGUCUAAUUGUUAUCGUAUCCGAUCCAUUAUCUAAAGCUAAAGAAGUUGAAAUUAAAUCUAAUUCAAAUCAGUUAAAACCUAUACCACCACCACCACCUCGUCGUUCUCCCAACACUGUAUUAACUCGUAUUCCAGAAGGAAUUAUUAAACCAUUAAUUGACGAAUUUUUAAAAGAGAAAAAACAACAAGAAAAUAAUAAUAAUCAAUUACCAUCAUCACAAGAGUUAACAAAAUCUGUUGUCAACUCACAAACAAAUAUUGUUAAUAAUAGUGAUGAUUUGCACGCAUUUACUUAUCAUACAAUUCAUUUAUGCAAAGGUUCUAAUGGAUUGGGAUUUAGUUUAACUAGUCGUGAUUCAUUGACAUCAUCUGGUCAAAAAGUUAUCUGUGUGAAAAAUAUACUACCAGGUGGAGCAGCUCUAAUCGAUGGCCAAUUAAAACCUGGUGAUCUUCUAAUGAAGGUUGAUAAUAUUGAUGUGAAUGAAAUUGGUCAAGCACAAACUGUUGCAUUAUUACGAAGUAAACCUGUAAAUACUUUUGUUACUUUAGUUGUCAAACGAUCAAGAAAUAAUUGCCAUAAUGCAGAUAUCAAUAAUAAUAAUAAUAAUAAUAAUAAUAAUAAUAAUAAUAAUAAUAAUAAUAAUAAUAAUAAUAACCAUAAUCUUGAUCAAGCAUGUCUACCUGAUUUGAAAACUAUGCAACCAUCUGUUAUCUGUACAAUAGCAUCAAGUUGUUGUAUAAAUACUGUAAAUGAACAACCAACAAAAUCAAUAUUAUCUUCAAUAUCCUCAUUAUCAUCAACAUCACAACCAAUAACACAACAACAUAAUGAAAGAGUGAUUGUGGAACAACCAUCUAGUCAUGAUAUAAAAAUACCUGAUAAGCUAUCCGAAUGGAAUUGUUGUUCAUCCGACAUCUCUCAAAAAUUCCAUCCCCUUCCACCUUCACAUCCUUCAUAUAAACUUCAUGAAAUCGAUUCAUCUCACUGGUCAAUUUAUUUAUUGAAUAUACAUUUACCUUUGACAAAAGUCAAUGAAUCCGAUAAAAUUACAACAAUACGACAAUAUACAGAUUCUACUGUACAUCAAUCAACAGUUAAACGAUAUACAGGUAAUCCUGUCACCUUAGGUGUAAGUGUAUCAGUAAGACGCUUGUCAAAUAAUUUGUUUGUUAAUAGCAAUGAUGCCCUUGGUGGUGGACUCAGUAGUUCUGCUACUGCUACUGCUAAUACCACUGUUACUGUUAAUGAAAAACAUUCAAGUGUACAAAUUGAUAAAACUAAUGAUUCACAAUGGAAUGCUGUCUUUGUAAGAACUGUAAUUGAUGGUGGUCCUGCUUAUCAAGAUGGACGUUUACAAGUUGGUGAUCGUUUAUUAACUAUAGAUGAUCAAAAUUUAUCUGGAUUAUCUACUACUGAUGCACUUAAUCGUCUAAAAUCUGUUAUUGCAAAAGAUUUGAAUGAAUCUCCUCAUCCAUGUGUUCAUCUUUUGAUUGCUCGACCUCGGGAUGGAAUUGAUCCAGAUAAUUCUUAUACAAAUUCUAUGGAAAAUAAAAGUGAGAAUGCAAAUAAUAAAAUCGCCAGUUCUAAUCAGCGUAAAUCUUUCUCGGAAGUGGCAACAAAAGAAUCACAUAAUGAUAAUAGUGCUAAUUCAAAACCGCUACUAGUCUCUGCUGUAGUACACUCAUCGGAAUCUGUUUCAAUGGCCGGGGGGAAUUCACAUGAUUCAUGUAAUCCACCUGGAAAAUACUCUUUAUCAUCUAAUCAUCUUGCUGUAACCAACUUAUCACCGUCAUCAUCGUCACAACAUCUACAAUCACAAAAACAAUCCACCAAUCUCUCUAACACCUCUUAUCCUCUGUGUCUAAUUCAAAAUUCUCAGUCCAAUGAAGAAAUGUCAAAAAUUUUGCAUUUAAAAUCAACUACUUAUAAUUCUACUGUAAAUGUCAAUAAUUCCCAUGAAACUACUACCAAAUCUGCUUCUUCAUCAUUAUUAAUAUGUAAUACAAAGACUAAUGAAAACAACGAUGAAAAUAUUGAUGUCAAUAGGACUAAUUAUCAUGAUGAUGCUAAUAACUGUAAUACUGUUACUAAUUCACUCAUUAUUAAUAAUAGUUUUCAAUGUGAUUCAAAAACAGUUAACAUUGAUUAUUGCGCGGUGAAAAAAGUUCAAAUCCCUGUAACUUCCUGCUCAACUCUUAAACAUUUAGAUUCCAUUCCUGCAUCUAAUUCAAAUGGUACAUCUGAGCAUAGCCAUCAUCAUUAUCGUCGUCGUCAUCAUCACUAUCGCGAUAAUGAAAAAUUCUAUCUUAAUUCAAAGAGCUGUUAUAGUAAUUUAGAUCAAGAUUCAAAAAAACGAUUAUCGAAUUACUCAUCGUCAUCAACAGAAAUAUUAUGUAAUUAUCAACAUAAUUUAUGUAAAUACCGAUCGAAUGAUAACAUUGUUAUUGAUGAUGAUCAUGACAGUGAUGAUGAUAUGGAUCGUGAUAAGUCAUCGAUGAUAUGUUAUCAAUACUUAACAGAUGAUUCCGAUUUGAAUUAUGAUGCUACUCCUCCUCUGUCGGAUCCUGAAACUGAACGUUAUAGUUAUAAAUUAGAUUUACUCAGUGAAUUAAGUCUUUCUUCAGUCUCUGGCGCUGCUGGUGACCAAAUAUUAAAUAUGAAUAUUCAGAAAAAUCCAAUAACCAAUAAAUCCACUUUACAUAAAUGUUACUAUACACAUGGUAAAUAUUUAAUUGAUAAGAAAUGUAAAUAUCGUGUUGUAUAUCGUCAACCGAGAAUAGACUUUAGUCAAAUGGUACUUGUACCAUUUGAUCCAGCCUCAUGGAAUGGUCCAGUGUUAAAACCGAGAACAGCGUUGAACUCAGAAGAACUACAACUUAUUGUCGAUAUGCCGAAUUCAUUUUCUUCUUUACAAAAUAAUAAUAAUAAUGUUGAACAACAACCUAAUAAAAAUAUAGAAAGAAAAGGGAAUGAUUCCGUUGUUGAUGUUGAUAGUAUGUGUAAUAAACAAAAUGCAAAAUGUAUCGAUAAUGAAACUGUUCGUGUGAGAAAAACACAUCCAAAAACUGUAAUCAGUAAAUUAUUCAGUCUAGUUAAAACAACUACUCAUCGACGUACUAUUGAUGAUCAGAAUACAAUAUCAGAUUUCGAAAAUAAUACAGAAUCUCAAUUACCUACAGAUGAUAACGUCCAAACAAUUUUGUCUAGUGAAAAUGUUAAUGAUAUUGAAAAAAGAAAUAAUUGUUUAAUCAAUUUGCCAAAUAAUACAAAUACACUUUCAACCAUGCAAAAUAAUUUAUAUGUAGAAAGUUCAGCAAAGAAUUUGCUUAAACCUCAAUCGGAUCAGUCAAUCGACUUACAACUUUGUGCAAACAACAAAAUUACUAAUCCUAUCGAAAGAUCAUCACGUUCAUCUUGUUAUGCAACACUUCAUGAAAGACUUGAACCUCCAAUCCAUAUCUAUGAUACUGCACAUAAUAUUCAAAUAAAUAACACUAAUGAUCACAAAUCUGAUUUAUCGAAUCCAAGUAAUGAACAAGUAACAUUACUAGAUGCGAAAUAUCCCUCUUCUUUUGCACCUCAGUCUAAUAUCAUUCAAACAACUACAGAAAAUGUGGUUGUAAAUCAACCUGAAGAUACCAGUUUAACACAAUUACAAACAACAAAGUAUGCUGAUUUAUCGUUUUUACCAAAUUCAUCUUUAAAUAGUCCGUUAUCAUGUAUGCCAUUAUUAUUGACAGAUACCACAAGUCAAUCACUCCACAAACCCCUUCUGAUAAUUAAAGAGUUAACAAGUCAACAACAACAACAGUCACAACAUCGUUCCAUCUCUUCUUCUAACCAACAUCAUCUCACUAGUUUAUCUAAAAGUGCUGUGAAUCGUCUGUAUGAUAUUGAAAUCAGCUCAUGUUCAACUGCUUAUGAAUCAGUUAUGGAGUAUACACCAACUUGUGACGAUGUUACUUCCAAACAGAAAACAACCAGAGAAGUUUACGAAGAUGCUGAAGUAUUAUAUCGACACUUAUCUGAUUUGAAACAAUCAAACAAUUCUGAUAUACAAACAACAGUAAUAGAUUCAUCUCAUUAUCAUUAAUAAAUUUUUUUUUACAAUCUUCAUAUACAUACAGUUUGUACACAAAUUAUUAGUUCUCUGAAUCAAAAAUAUUAUCUGUGUAUAUGUAUUGUCACAAAAACAAUAUACCUUAUAAAAUUCUAUAUUCAAACAUCACUUCCUAACUCUUUCUACAUUCAACUAUCUAUAUAUUUAUUGACAUUACUCUUGUUAGUACUGCGAUUACUGUCUAUUAUUAUUAUUAUUAUUAUUAUCGUAAUAAUUAACACAUAUUCUUAAUCAUUAUUCAAGAUUCUGUGAUGAUGGCGAAUACUAAAUAAGCAUAACGCAAUUCAACUUAAUGCUUAUAUGUUAAAUGUGAUGAUAAUCGUUUUUAUGCAUUUGUUUUGUGGAACAUAAUGGGAUUUAUACAGAAUAGAAAUAAUAAUGCUACAAAAAAAAGAUUAAAGUAGGCAGGGUUCGGUAAUCAAUGUGGAUUCCUCUUAAGAUAUUCAUGUGUUAUAUGCAUUUCAUAUAUUUUUGUCCCGUUAUCCUAUUAUCAUUGUUUUUUUCUUUUAUUAUUACUAACUUCAUCAGUAAAAAUAUUUUAGCAUUUAUUAUCUUAAUUAUAAUGAUAAUGAAGAUCACUAUCAUUAUUAAGAAAGAAUAUUCUUUCAACUAUUUUCGUUUCUAUGCACACCUCCUACAAACGAACCAACCACCAAGACACGUGACUGUCUACAAUGGUCGGGUAGAUUUGUUUUCCUUUUUCUCUUUUGAUAGUUGUAUUUUCACGGCUAAAAGUGCAACUUUGAUAAUAAUAAUAAUAAAGAUUAGAACAAUGAAUAACCUUGUCUCGUAAAAAGAAAUUGACGUAUUAUUUGUGAAAAAUUCUCUAAAACAUUUUUUUCCAAUGUGAAUAAGAGGAUGAUUGAUGAUAGCGAUAUGUUAUGCUGUAUCAGAAAGUGCUGUGAUUCUUUUAACUUAAAAUUACAUUUAACAUUAUUAUCAUUUUUCGUAUCCUCCGUUGACGUGAUCAGAAUUACACAAAAGCCAACUGUAAACUAUUGAUAUACCAUUAUAACUCGCAUUUCACUCUCCAUUAUACUUCAUGAAAUGUUUGUAAUUCUAUAUCUCUUCGUUUUUUGUUUUGUUUUCAAUAAGAUGGUAACCUUGCAUUUAUUUCAUAACUGUGUUCUUUUAUAAUCAGCAUUUACUCUGACAUAUAUUUAACAACGAUGAUCUUAUUCAUACAUGACUUCGUUUACAGUUUUUUUUUGUGUUACUUUACAAUUUACAAACCCAAAAACUACUUGAGACUCAUAGAUCAAAAAUAAAGCAUUUGAUAAUUUUUUUAUUUGUCUACUUACAUUUUACUGGUAAUAUAGUAUCUAAAUCAAUGUGAAAUUUGGAUACUGUGUAUUUUUGACCUGUAUUUCCAAAAGAAUUCUUCGGCUUACAUUACAAUGGUAACUUAAUUGUC
Schistosoma intercalatum is the source of this 8369-nucleotide messenger RNA. The record is from the annotation of a GenBank genome assembly. Lineage: Eukaryota; Metazoa; Platyhelminthes; Trematoda; Strigeidida; Schistosomatidae.